Babesia bovis T2Bo is the source of this 1885-nucleotide messenger RNA. RefSeq lists its product as uncharacterized. NCBI's taxonomy places the organism in Eukaryota, Apicomplexa, Aconoidasida, Piroplasmida, Babesiidae. The transcript has a single exon. The coding region runs from base 35 to 1831 and encodes 598 amino acids. The record is from RefSeq and is a predicted model, not a curated record.
CAAUGGAAUGGUAAUAAAAUGGUAACAUUGAGCCAUGGCUUACUACAGCAGGGCCAAAGUGCUAAUCAUCGCCGCGCACAUCCUGCUGUUUAUAGGCAGCUUGAUAGGUGUGGAAAUAUUCCUCUUAUUUCGAAAGCUUAAUGAACAACAUGGAAAAUGGAAGAAACGAAGAGAGAAUAUCCAAGAUGAUAUCGUACUGAGGGUGUCUAGCGGCCGCCUAUCACGGAAAAGUAUGGGCACAGUCACUUUUGGACUCAGUUGUACGGCUGGAUUAGGAUUCGUACUAAUACUAUGUACACGUGGAUAUCUCGAGAAAGAAUCAGAUAUAUACUUCUAUGACAAACUCUGGGAGUGCGAUGUUAUACUAUGCAACCUUAUACUCUUUAAUGUAGCACCAGCUGGACUUUGCCACAAAUAUAUCAAUAUCACAUCAAACGUGCAAAUUGUAGAGCGCAUAUUUCGUGUAAUUGCAUUCGUGGUAAUAUGGAAUGGGAUAGGAUGGUUAAUAGGACGUAACAUCAUCACUGAAAUGUUCUUCAAAAGCACCAGGGAAACAGUGACGUUCUUCAUCAGACAGGCACUUAAAAUGUGUGGAUUGGGCCUAUCGUUCAUAGCCAUGAUCACAGGAUUCACGAGUAUAUAUGUACCAUACAGAGUGUAUAUGACACGCAAAGAUGUACUCACAACCACACAAUUGGAUAAUCGCAUUGCAGACGCCACAAUGGCAAUACAACAGUUGAAACGUGAAAAGGGACAACGUUUUAACUCAUAUUCUAGCUCCGAUGAUAGCGAAAAUGAUAAUAUGGAACUACAGGAAAUUAACAUGUCUAAUGGAUUCUUUAGGACUAAUGAAUAUAUGGAUCGAUUGGAACAUGGAAAUCAAAUAGGAACACAAGCAUCUCUACAAACCAAGUGGAAUGAUGAACAAUGCAACUCUGGGAGAAGCAUUGUCAAUAAAAUCUCAUUUUGUGAUGACACUCCACCCGUAAUGCGUAUGUACUCAGCAUUUGUUAAACGAAUAUCUGGUAUGUGGGAACGAGGAGAUAUGCUACUUCGACAGCCGAGGUUAUUGGGGGAUUCUACGAUCAUACAAACAAAUACCGUAGAUGAUAUAGAACAGCUACAGACAUAUAUUAGACAGGAACGUGCCUACCUUAUCGAUAUAAAAAAGGAACGUGAACUCUGGGACACCAGACUUGGUAAACUACAGAUAUUUUUACGAUAUUUCGAAGUUGUAUGGGCAAUACGCACAUUGAUUGUGGUAUCAUACCGCGUGCUCAGAGUUAAAAUGGUGCCUUACUCACAGAUUUCUCAACAAGAAGGUAAAACAAAGGCGUUGUUAGAUGUCUACCACCUGUUCAUCAAAGAAAACAUGGUGCAGCACUUCAUUAAUAACCUGUUCAACUUCAAAGAAACGCCAUCAUAUCUAGACCUCACAGCAUCCAGAAUCAGUACACUGCUCUUACUGGUCAUUACAGUUGGCAACAUAGACCACUUCUUCGAGUUCUGCCGUAUACUACUUAAUACGCAGUACUUCCAUAAGCGUAAACUGCUUACAGAUAACUCAUUGGGUUUGGCGCUUAGCGCAUUACUAAUCAUCACGAUACCCUCGCAGUUUUGUCUCAUGGUGCCAUUCUUACCACCAUCAUGGAGGACAAGUGCUCUAGAUAUGCUAUUUGCAAAAGAUGCCAUCGUAUGGAUUGUGUUGCAAUACUGGUUUGACACGUGUAUCGUGCUCUCUAUCAUUUUUACAGCUAUAGGUGUCGCAGUGCUACACCACAGAAGACCAAAGUACUAUACAUUACGCGACAACAUCGUUUGUAACGUCUGAAUGGUGGCUGCGGACCUCAUCAGCCAACUCGGUGAGACCCAGACGCUCAAUCUU